Betta splendens (Siamese fighting fish) is the source of this 5245-nucleotide messenger RNA. It is a transcript of the gene ppp1r10, whose product is annotated as protein phosphatase 1, regulatory subunit 10. Gene Ontology annotation, molecular function: metal ion binding. Gene Ontology annotation, cellular component: nucleus. The transcript is spliced from 18 exons. Bases 1736 to 4156 code for a protein of 806 amino acids. Lineage: Eukaryota; Metazoa; Chordata; Actinopteri; Anabantiformes; Osphronemidae. The record is from RefSeq and is a predicted model, not a curated record.
AAAGACUUGUUUUUUUCCCCUGCUGUGUUUAAUGUUAAAGAUCUACAGAAGUCAUGAACAUUAACAGCAAAAGACCUGGAACUAAAUGAAGAUAAAAAAUAAGCUUGCGUUACCGUCGGAAUUGAAUAUAUGUUUUUUUGUGUUUUACAGGUAUUAAAUUGCUUUGCUGAAGACUGAGCCGUCGAGGACUUCGAACAACUCCGCUCAAAUUCAUAUUUUUUCUUCAAGUAAUGGACAUUCGAUUACUAUUUUUGCCUCCACUUUGUUCCUGAAGGAAAGGCUAACGUUAGUCCUUAGCGAUCACAGCCCCACCCAUAUGAAGUAUUUAAGUUGAUAUUAAAACCAUGAAGGUUAACGACAUAAAGUUUAUGAAAAACGAGCUAUAAGUGCCUGAAAAGUACACUAUAAUAUACCCGAGACGCUGAGGAUCUAUAGUAUCAAUAGUAAGUUGUUUUUUGUAGUUAAAUUAAUCGAUAUUCAUCACAUGAAAUGAUCGUAGAUAAUAGGCUAGCUAGCAGUAGCUGGCUAGCAGGAAUUCGCAAGUUAGCUUUGCUCUUGGUAAACAAUUUUGAAAAUAGACAACGUGAUAGUAUGAGCUCACACAGGAAAGCGGACGGAGCCACAAUGCUCCGUUUCUUCGUGUGUGAGACUGAAUUGACGAAUUGUACAAAGGAAAUUAAAAGACAGGGAAAUUCGCAAAAAUAACCAUAAGCAAUCUAUUGAUAAAGAUUGCCGUAGGACAACUCUAGAUCACCAAGUUGGACUUUUUGCCUGUUGUUUUGUAGAGGCUGCUCCACGGAACGAACACCCACCGCAAUCUAUACAUAAAGAUUGCAUUAGUUUAAGGAUUGUGGACAUGUUUUAUGAGGCACAGUGUAUGGUGAAUGUGAAAGCAUAGCGCAGGGAAUUCCCGAAAGCCCGCAACAUGCACUCGGCAAUCUGUGGAUAAAGAUUGCAGGAUUCAAGCGAAAUGCUUUUUCGAAGCACAAACAGUCGGGACCGUCAGAUAUUGUGGACUAGUUGUGCUUUUUUGUUUGUUUCCGGACAGCUCCGGGGACUAUCCAUGUUCUCCGAGCGGCGUUUGAGGACACUUAAAACUGAAAUGCAACACGAGAAUAUAAUGGUUUUUCAGUGCGUAAAUGUUCGCUGUAAUGUCAGAGCCGGCGUUCGUUGCUUUGUUUCUCUACCAACCGUCGCAGUGCUUUCUGUGAGAGACAUUGUUGUUGUGUCGCCGUCGUCGAAGUGGUUAAGGGAGGGAGGGUUCUGAUUAGCAGCUAGGCUCCAGGUUUCCUCCUCCCCUCUACCAGGCCGUUUAGCGGCAGGAGCGGGGCCUGCCUUCAGCUGUGACGGACUAAGUGCGAGCAUUUGAAAGGCUGCGUGGACUAAUAUUACGUAACAGAGCAAGAGUUACACACUUCUGUGGUCCACUAUCUCUUUCAGAAUUGUACCACUUUGUUACGUAACCGUUGUUCCGUUACAGUUAAUAAUUGUUAUAGAAAGCUUGGUCAAUGUACAUAACUAGAUCGUUUUCCCAGUCUGUGUAAUAAGAUAAAACGAAUAACAAGAAUAAUAUGGCACAAAUAAUCUUGAUCUUCCUGAGUGAAUUAGAGGUGUGGCUAACUCGAGUGUUGUGUAUCAUGUGUAACAACUGUGACAUUUACAGGGAUUAAGUUAUUUGCAGUGUUGUGGAGGUCUGAGCCUAUUAUAAACUUCUACUACAACAGUUACCACGGUUAUGGCAGGGAGACCAGUGGACCCGAGAGAGAUUUUGAAGGGUGUAGAAGCUCUAUUGGGGAAGGAUGGAGAGCUUCGUAGCCUGGAAGGAGUCCCAAAAGUGUUUAGCCUAAUGAAAGCUUCUACCAAGAUGGUCAGCAGAUGUAUGUACUUGAACAUCCUGUUGCAGACGAAAUCACAUGAUGUCCUUAACCGAUUUAUCAGAGUCGGUGGUUACAGGCUGCUCAACUCCUGGCUCACCUACUCCAAAACCACCAACAACACACCUUUGCUUCAACUUAUCCUGCUCACCCUACAGAAGCUGCCCCUCAAAGUGGAUCAUCUCAAACAGAACAACACAGCCAAGUUGGUGAAACAGUUGAGCAAAAGCGCAGAGACUGAAGAGUUACGGAAGCUGGCCUCUGUGCUUGUAGAUGGCUGGAUGGCGACAAUCCGCUCCCAGAGUGUCACAGGCAGCAGCAACAGUUCUCCUGCUGAUAAGAAAAAGAAAAAAGAGGAGAACAAGGUGUCUGUUCGGGAUGUGAAGGAAAAGAGUGGAGAUGAGGAGAGAAAGAAGGAGAAACCUAAAGCACAUGCACCCAGCCAUGCAAAGAUACGCUCCAUAGGACUAGAGAUGGACACGCCACACCUUGCACCUGCUAAGAAGGCACCCACUGCCCCACAGCUUGGUGACAAGUACAACAUUAAACCCCCAGUUCUUAAAAGGCCAUGCUCUGGUCCAUCCGAUUUUCCACCUCUGGAGAAAAAAUACAAACCCCUCAACACCCCAUCCAACUCUGCCAAAGAGAUCAAAGUCAAAAUUAUUCCAGCUCAGCCAAUGGAGGGAAUGGGGUUCUUGGAUGCUCUGAACUCCGCACCUGUUCCUGGGAUAAAGAUCAAAAAGAAGAAACCCACUACCGGCACUGCAGCCAGUACUAAGGCGGUCUCUCCCACAUCUCAUAAGGCAAAUCCUUUUGAAAACAAACCUACAUAUUCUUCUACUAAACCAUUGUCUCCGGAUACUGCCACCUCUUCUACUCCUGCUGAUGAGAACCAAGAGCCGGACCAGCCCGGUACCCCUGUUCCUUCAGAGGACCCUGAAGCCUCUGACAAUGGAGAGAAGCCUAAUGCUCUGGCAGAACCACGUGGAGAGGAAGAAAAGUUGACAAAAAAGGGCAAGAAGAAGAAGACAGUUCGCUGGGCAGAGGAGGAGCAGCUCAAACACUACUUCUACUUUGAUCUGGAUGAGACUGAGAGAGUUAAUGUCAACAAGAUCAAGGACUUUGGUGAGGCUGCCAAACGAGAGCUGAUGAUGGACAGGCAGACGUUUGAGAUGGCUCGUCGUCUCUCACAUGACACCAUGGAGGAACGGGUUCCCUGGACACCCCCGAGGCCCCUGACAUUGACUGGGAGCUUGGUCAGCUCUGGGGCCAACAGCACAGAGAAGCUUACCCAGAGAGACCGUGAAAUGGGCAUUCUGCAGGAGAUCUUCCUUAACAAAGAAAGUGUACCUGACAGUCCGCAUGAACCAGACCCAGAACCUUAUGAACCCAUGCCCCCUCGACUCAUCCCUUUAGAUGAGGACUCCUCCAUGGUGGACGAUGGUUAUGUUGAGCUCAUGGACACCACAUCACAGCAUGGCUCUAGCAUGGCCCAGACUGAGGGUUCCAAGCUGCCACCUGUCCUGGCAAACCUCAUGGGAAACUUGAGCAAUAGCUCACGUAGCCCACAGGCUACAAACACCGUCAGCAACCCUGUGGCUCCAUCUGUCAACGUACAGGAGCUGCUUUCCUCUAUCAUGGGUGCAACUGGUAAUCAGUCUACUGAAGACUUAAUCAAACAGCCGGACUUCUCAGACAAGAUUAAACAGCUACUAGGCUCCCUUCAACACAACCAAAAUCAGAAUCAAGGUGGACCACCACCAGUAAAUCCGAGUUUGCUGGGCCACGGUCCGGGCAUGAGCAACAUGAACAUGCACAUGCAGAUGCCCAUGAAUGGAAGCUACCCACCCAAUAACCCACCCAGUGGUCCCCGCUUUAACCACCCCCCGCCCCCCCACAACCACGGGCCACCCUUCAAUGCAACUGGAGGUCCGCGCUUGAUGGGGCCACCGCCAAACCAGGGCAGAGGAGAUAAUGGCAAUUACUGGGGAGAUGACUCCAUGAGAGGAGGACCCCACAGAGGGGGUCACUUCCACAGAGGAGGACGCGGCAGAGGCGCAGAGCCAGGCUUCAGGGGCCGAGGCAGAGGAGGGCCCAGAGGAGGACACAACAACAUGAAUGACAUGUCCAAGAGGCCUGUGUGUCGUCAUUUCAUGAUGAAGGGAAGCUGCAGGUAUGAGGGAAACUGUGCUUUCUACCACCCUGGAGUAAAUGGACCUCCACUGCCUCCCAACCACCCUGCUAACAACCAACACAACCAGCACCCACAGCAUGGGCACUAGGACAUAAACGUAAACUGGUUUUCUAAAAGAGCCAUUUAAUGACUGGAGGGUGUAUCACUCACAGAGGUUUGCCGUCUGUCUGGAAUGUCUGGUGCAGGUGACUGAACCUUAGCCUGUGAGUGGUGCCAUCAUAUAUGACUCGCCAGAGAGAGAACAAGCGAGGCAGGAGACCCUGACUGAGGGACUCGAAGGCCGUGAGAUGAUCACUAAUGGGACCUUGUGCUUUUACUGUGAUCAUUUUUAACCAUGAACUGAAUCAAGCUACCAGAAUUGCCCUCUGAAUUUGAGUUGCUGCAGCAAACCACAAACGCCAUCACUUUUCCACACACUAGUACCCUUCCUGCUGUGGUUGUUUUACUGUACAUGUGAUAUGUCAGUUUUAGUUUUAAGUUACCAGUUAGCCUUGUACUAAAGAGAAACGUUUUUCCCUAUUCACGCUAUUCAGAAAAAUUUGAAAAGCACUUUAAUAAUGGGUGAUUCAUGAUUGAAAAAUAAUUGAAUUGUUUAACCUGCUUUGGUCAUUCAAACAGAAAUAAGAAAAGCAUUUUGCUGAGCUGACAAGGAUGGCAUCAAAUUUCCUUUUCAGCCUUUGGCAUCAAAUUGUAAGAGAUUGUUAAGAAACAGCAGCAACACAUGAUGUGUUGCUGCUGUUUAUAAAUUUUGCUGAUAAAUUUUUGCGCACCUUUUACAGCUUGGCGGGCAACAGUUCAGACUACCUGUGUUACGUCCAUGCACAUGGUGAAACUCUGAGAACAGCAGCCCUGAUUUCAGAGCAUGCUUUAUACUCCCACCUUCAUUUAUCUAGUAUUAAAGCGUGAGCUGUAUAGUGCAGUUUUUCUGUGGCUCGGCUACAUUGUGUUUUCUGUGAAAACAAUGACCUUUGUGUCUCUUGUGGGACUGUAAGAAUGUAAUGUUUAUUUGGUGCUCCCUUCAUUUUCUUUUCAUACAAUCUUGAGACUGUUGGCCCCUUUUAACAAGUUUAGUUUUUCUGUCGGUAUGAAACAUUUGUAUUCAUGUUUGAAUACAAACAUACACUCAUGCUUUCAUUUGAAUUCUUUUCUACACAGUCAAUAAAUGUCCAAAAAGAAA